GUCAGUCCGCUUAACUACUCCUUCGCUGUAUGGUCCAGGUCCAAUAACUGAAUAGGCCCUUACACUGAUAUUGUAGUCCACAUUUUCUUCCAGACUAUUUAGAGUGAUGCCCAGCAUUGUGGUAAUGGUGGUGUUAGUGGAUAAUGAUCCAUUAAAUGUCUCUAGAGGAUUGUAUCGAACUUCGAAAAAGGUUAUAGAUCCACUCUGAUUUAUUGCAGGGACUUCCUCCCACGAUACUUGUAUCUCGG
Molecule: messenger RNA, 248 nt
Organism: Geodia barretti
Lineage: Eukaryota; Metazoa; Porifera; Demospongiae; Tetractinellida; Geodiidae
Source: the annotation of a GenBank genome assembly